This is a messenger RNA of Erigeron canadensis, 1800 nucleotides long. Its product is annotated as probable polygalacturonase. The record is from RefSeq and is a predicted model, not a curated record. Gene Ontology annotation, biological process: carbohydrate metabolic process. Lineage: Eukaryota; Viridiplantae; Streptophyta; Magnoliopsida; Asterales; Asteraceae. Gene Ontology annotation, molecular function: polygalacturonase activity. The transcript is spliced from 6 exons. The coding region runs from base 32 to 1492 and encodes 486 amino acids.
ACAUUCCAUAUCACAUUCCUCAAACAUAACAAUGAAGUGUCGCUACAACUCAAAAGGCUUAAAAAACCAUCAAUAUCUUCAAAUGAGAAAGAUGACAUGGUUGUUCGUGGCGAUAAUGGUGGCGACAAGUAUGGUUGCAGUUGAAGGUAGAAAAGUAAAAGAUUUAGAGGGGUCAUUAGAGUACAAUGCAAUAAACUGCAGGAGCCAUAGUGCAUCAAUAACUGAUUUUGGAGGGGUUGGAGAUGGCAAAACACUAAAUACAAGGGCUUUUCAGGAAGCAAUAAAUAAAUUGAGCCAAUAUGGGUCGGACGGCGGGGCUCAGCUGUAUGUUCCGGCUGGUCAAUGGCUGACCGGCAGCUUCAAUCUCACUAGCCAUUUUACUCUCUUUCUUCACAAGGAUGCCACCCUCCUUGCUUCACAGGAUAUAAAUCAAUGGCCAGUAAUUGAUCCCCUGCCAUCAUACGGUCACGGAAGAGAUGCAGCUGGAGGAAGAUACAUCAGUCUCAUUUUCGGAACAAAUCUCACUGAUGUCGUAAUUACAGGUGACAAUGGGACGAUCGAUGGACAAGGUUUGCUUUGGUGGCAAAAGUUCCAUGGGAAAAAGUUGAAAUAUACGCGACCCUACCUUUUCGAGAUCAUGUAUUCAGAUACCAUUCAGGUCUCCAAUGUUACAUUCCUCAAUUCACCAUCAUGGAAUGUCCACCCCGUUUAUAGUAGUAACAUUCUUUUACAAGGGAUUACAAUCUUGGCUCCAAUCCAGUCUCCAAACACUGACGGAAUUAACCCAGAUUCUUGCUCAAACACAAGAAUAGAAGACACUUAUAUCGUCUCUGGAGAUGAUUGUGUCGCGGUUAAGAGUGGUUGGGAUGAGUAUGGGAUAUCAUACGCCAUGCCAACGCAACACUUGAUCAUUAGACGACUCACGUGUAUCUCUCCUUACAGUGCAGCCAUUGCACUAGGAAGUGAAAUGUCAGGUGGAAUUCAAGACGUGAGAGCCGAGGAUAUCACUGCCAUCAACACUGAAUCGGCGGUCAGGAUCAAGACAGGAGUAGGGCGUGGUGGGUUCGUAAAAGACAUCUAUGUAAAAGGCAUGACAUUACAUACCAUGAAAUGGGUGUUCUGGAUAACGGGAAACUAUGGGUCCCAUGCUGACACUCAUUGGGACCCAAAAGCCAUUCCCGUUAUCCAAAACAUUAACUAUAGGGAUGUGGUGGCAGAAAACGUGACAAUGGCUGCUCGACUAGAGGGGAUAUCGGGUGAUACUUUUACUGGGAUAUGUAUAUCAAACGCGACCAUUGGGAUGCGGGUCAAAGCUAAAAAGGUCCCGUGGACAUGUAGUGAUGUUGAAGGGAUGACUAGUGGUGUGGUUCCUAAGCCUUGUGACUUGUUGCCUGACCAAGGGGAAGACAAGAUUGGAAUGUGUACUUUUCCUCAAGAGAAAUUAGACAUUGACAAUGUUGAGCUUAAGAAGUGCUCUUAUUCAGUGGUCUAAUUCUGGAGGUUUGCCUUUUCUUUUGUAGUUUUUUUCUUCUUCUUUUGAUACUUGUAGUUUUACUUUUAAGCACUUAAAGGUUCACAUCAGAAUUUCAGGUUUUCUGAUGCACCUGUAUCAUAUAUGAAAUUAUGGGAAAUGCUUGCCUUGAUCAUGUCGGCUCGACUAGUCGACUUGUUUGCAACCUUUCGUUUAUAUCUUUUUAUCAACUUGUGCUGUUACAUAUUGUAAACAAUUUAUGUAUCAACUGAUGAUUUGUAUGUUUGGUUCUAUUUCUUUGGUUUAAUGCAUAAAAAGUUAUAUAUUAA